This is a messenger RNA of Dermatophagoides farinae (American house dust mite), 1107 nucleotides long. Its product is annotated as 3'(2'),5'-bisphosphate nucleotidase 1. The record is from RefSeq and is a predicted model, not a curated record. Gene Ontology annotation, molecular function: 3'(2'),5'-bisphosphate nucleotidase activity. Gene Ontology annotation, biological process: phosphatidylinositol phosphate biosynthetic process. Lineage: Eukaryota; Metazoa; Arthropoda; Arachnida; Sarcoptiformes; Pyroglyphidae.
AGACUCAAGUCGUAGGAAAGAAAUUAACCAUUUUAAAUUGAUUUAUAAUUGACACGUUGACAUAAAAUUUUCAAUUAAACGUUCAUUAUGCAUAAAAACGCUUCGUUGAUUCUGCGAAUCCUAUCAUCUUCGGUAUGCAUCUCAGAAAAGGCUGGUUCGAUCAUCAGAGAAAUCAUCAAAAAAGGAAAUCUGAACAUUAUAGAUAAAGGAUUCAAUGAAUUGCAAACUGAAGCUGAUAGAAGUUCGGAAAAAUGUAUUGUUAAAUCAUUGGUGAAUAAAUUUCCCAAAUUAUCGGUCAUUGGCGAGGAGAAUCUUGGAAUAAAUUAUGAGGUUCCAGCUGAUUGGAUUGUAACUAAACAAGAUGAAACAGUAUUAGUACAUGAUUGUCCGUCAGAAUUUCAAAAUCUCAAAGAGGAAGACGAUGUUGUUGUUUGGGUAGAUCCAUUGGAUGGAACAUCUGAAUUCACUCAAGGUUUGCAUGAUCAUGUAACAAUUCUAAUCGGUCUAUCGGUGAAUGGAAAAGCUGUGGGUGGUGUUAUUCAUCAACCAUUCUUUAAUUAUAAUGAGCCGCAACCUGGCCGUACUGUCUGGGGAUUGAUCGGAUUAGGUGCAUUUGGAAUUCCACGAAUAAUGCCACCAUCAAACAAAAUGAUCGUAACAACAACUCGUUCACAUAGUAACGAAACGAUUAAUAAAGCUGUCGAAGCUUUUUCACCCAAUUAUGUUGUUCGUGUUGGCGGUGCUGGCAAUAAAGUUCUUCAAGUGAUUGAAGGAAAAGCUCAUGCUUAUGUAUUUGCUAGUAGAGGCUGUAAAAAAUGGGAUACAUGUGCUCCAGAAGCCAUCCUUCAUAGUUUCGGCGGCCGGUUAACUGAUUGUCUGGGAAAUGAUCUAACCUACAAAAAAAAGGAAAAUUUCACCAACGAAUUAGGUGUAUUGGCUUCUUAUUCACGUGAUGAACAUGAAAAAUAUUGUUCAUUCAUACCGACAGAGAUCAAAGGUCAAAUAGUUGAAAAGGCUAAAAGCUUUUUUAAAUGCUUAUAAUUUAGAGUCUGAUAGAAUUUAAUUUUUUCCGUAAACUAAACAUUAAAAAUAAAUUUUCCCGUUAAA